Messenger RNA from Lactuca sativa (garden lettuce), 1351 nucleotides. RefSeq lists its product as uncharacterized. Lineage: Eukaryota; Viridiplantae; Streptophyta; Magnoliopsida; Asterales; Asteraceae. The record is from RefSeq and is a predicted model, not a curated record. Gene Ontology annotation, cellular component: chloroplast.
AUUCGCUCCUUGAGUUUUCCUAUCACUCUAUCUUGUUUCUCGCUCUGUCCACUCUUGCCACCGGACUCCGCCGCAUGCCUCAAAAUUUGAAGUUUCACGGCAGCUCCUCAGUCAUCUACCCUCUGCAUCGAGUCAAAAGCCUUAAUCUUUCUCUACUGUUUUUCUGAACAAAGAAAUUACAAGAAUUCCUUUUUAUUAUAAUCUCAAUGUUUUGGCUACUAUAAAUAAACAAGUUGAUGAGAUGAGUUACCUUCAAGUCACUGCAGUGCGUCCUUCUUCACGUGAAUAUAACACAAUCCGUGGAUCAGCUAUACAAUGCAUUUCACCAGUGAAAUUAUCUAAUCUUCAUAAUGCCCUAAAACCAACCAUUGGAUUUGAUUCAUCAAAGAAAUGCACAAAAUUAAUGAAAUGUCAUGUGAUGCAAAGAACUGCUGCAUCUCGCUUUCAACCAUGCACACCUGUGUGUUUAUUUGGUGGGAAAGGAGGAGAAUCCAAAAAUGGUGAUGAGGGUUCCCCAUGGAAGUCAAUGGAGAAAGCUAUGAGUAGUUUUAAAAAGGAACAAUCACUAGAGGAUGUACUCCGCCAACAAAUCGAGAAGAAAGAUUACUAUGAUGGUGGCAGUGAUGGUGGUGGUGGUGGUGGUGGUGGUGGAGGUGGCAGCGAUGGUUUUGGUGGAUCAGAGGAUGAAGGCUUUGGUGAGAUGUUGGAUGAUAUACUGCAAGCCACCUUGGCACUCAUUGGUCUAAUAGUUAUGUACUUAUACAUGGUGGCAAAUGACCAAGUUACGCUCUUUUUAAGAAGUGUAAUGAAGUUUGUAUCUGGGAAAAAAGGUCCUCGAUUAAGGUUCAUAAUGUAUAAUAUUGGACUAUUGUAUCAAUCAUUUAAUACAAGAAUUGCAUAUGAUCCAUAUUGGUUGGAAAAAGAAAUACUCACAACACCUACAUUGUACGAUCACCCUCGGAGAUAUGAGAAGCUUCUUAAACCCUUUAAACGUGCUAUUAAAGGUGAUGGUAACAUAGAUCUUGAUGCUGUUAGGAAUCUUGUUAUUAAUGCUCAGGGUGUUGUUGGUGUUGAUACUGGUGCUGGUGCUGGUGCUGAUGUUGAUAAUGAUACUGAUAACAAAUCGUUCAGUGACGAUGAUGACGAUGAUGACAACGGCAAUGCAUACACCAUCAAUGAGGAUUCAGAUGAUUACUAGUUUUCCUUUCGUGUAUUCUUGUUUUUCUUUUGUAGAUUCAAGUAUUUCUCUAUUGAGUUUUUUGGAUUUAAUGUUUUGAAUUAUUGCAAGAUAUUCCUAUUUUGCUUAUUGAUUAAUCAGAACGUGAUCAAUCUCGGAGAACUUAUGAUUCAA